UGCUCGUGGCGACAGCAGGGCGUCGUAAACAACCCUUCUAUUUCGGCUCUCGUUGGCUUGCCAUGUUUCUCGGGAUUUGUUUAAAUCACUUCAAGACAGCUUUUUGAACAUUAGAUCAUUUUCAGGGAAGACCAUUUUAUGGAUAUUCCGAGAUUCCAGUGAAAGUCCAGUUUAGCCUAUGGCAGAGCUGCAUAUCAUUGGCCAGAUCAUUGGAGCCAGCGGAUUUCCUCAAAGCAGUCUCUUUUGCAAGUGGGGAGUCCAUACAGGUGGAGCAUGGAGACUUUUGUCUGGCCUCAGGGAGGGUCAGACCCAAGUAGAUUUCCCCCAGACAGGAGAAAUGGCAUAUUGGAGUCACCCAGUUGACCUCCAUUAUACCACCAAGGGUCUCCAGGGGUGGCCUAAGCUGCACGUGCAGGUGUGGCACCAGGACUCCUUUGGCCGCUGUGAGCUGUACGGUUACGGCUACUGCCACGUGCCCUCCAGCCCGGGGCACCAUCGGCUGCAGUGUGCCACGUGGCGACCCCAGGGUUCCUGGCAGGAGCAGAUGGCUCAGAUGUUUGUUGGUGGCGGCCCUCAACUCCGAUCGCCAGACCUCAUCUACAGCGGCGCUGACCGAUAUCGUCUUCGCACGGUGGCCAUGGGCGUGGUAGAGGUGGAACUGGGCAUCAUUUUGCGUCAUUUCGACAGAUACGGCGUCGAGAGCUGAAGACCUGGACCAAGAGCAUGCCACACCGAGGAGACAUUCCAACACUAUGGAGAGAGGUGGUGGCUGAAGAACACUCAUGAUAUAGAGGAGACAUUCCAACACUUUGGAGAGAGGUGGUGGCUGAAGAACACUCAUGAUAUACCAAUGCCAUUUGCUAUUAUGUAUCAUCAGUAAGCCAAGAGGGUUAUAUCAUAUUGUAAACAGUUCAGUUUGGAGAGUCAUGGUACUUCAGAAGUGCGUGGCUAGUAAGAGCCAGAGGCCCUACAGAGAUAUUGUGCAAGCCACUUAUGCCUUCUCGUUACGACUGAUCAUGUUUUUAUGGAAAGUUAUGGAAACCCAGAGCUUUUAAAUUGUAUAACCUUUGAAAACACAUUUCUACAGCAUUUUGAAAACACAUUUCUACAGCAUUGUUUUAUUGUGUUGAGAUUUUUAAAUGAUCAAUGUUUAUGUAAUAAAAUUGUUCCAGCCUGAACCAGA
This is a messenger RNA of Sardina pilchardus (European sardine), 1183 nucleotides long. It is a transcript of the gene b9d2, whose product is annotated as B9 domain containing 2. Gene Ontology annotation, cellular component: MKS complex. Lineage: Eukaryota; Metazoa; Chordata; Actinopteri; Clupeiformes; Clupeidae. The record is from RefSeq and is a predicted model, not a curated record. Gene Ontology annotation, biological process: cilium assembly. Bases 179 to 706 code for a protein of 175 amino acids. The transcript has 4 exons.